GGUUUUCUCCAUUCACAUAUCCACUUUUAUUUUUUUUAAGUUUUGUUUAUUAAUUGGAUUCUUUUUUUACAUUCUAUAAAUGUUUUUGUUUUUUGUUUUUUUCCUUCUAGAUCAAAUCCACACAUUGAUCAGUGUGACGUAACUAGAGCUAGUGCAGUGCUGGAGAAUAUUGUGAGAUUUAGCCUGGAUAUUAAUCUGUCUUCUGGAAAAUAGAUUUCUGAAAUGGCCAAAUCAUGCAGAAAACUAAUAUUUAAUAUUUAUAUGGGAUUUUACUGUCCAACAAUCAUACCCAAAAUAUGCAUUUGUUCUCAUUUUUCAAUGCCAUCUAUUGAUCAGUUCAAUAAGGGCCCUGGGGUAGUAGUCACCAACGGGGAACCAUUUCUUUGGAAUGAGCUAAGGUUCCCCAGCAUGGUCAUUACCCUUCACUAUGUGGUCCAUCCAAAUCUUACCUCCCUGGGCUUUAUCACAUCUGAGAAAUUGGUCAGAGAUGCCGCACUAUAUAUCAUCUUGCACAGCAAAGAUCUUGAAAUCAUGAAUAUCAUCCUUCGAUCAGAGGAAGAUUUGAGACACAGGAAACCAGGAAAAAAGCUGAACGUUUUGAGUUUUGCUGCUCAUCAACAAAUUGCACUUCUGGCUCUAGAGAAACUCAUGGCUGAUUUGAGUUAACCUGUGGCCAUUGACCUCUAGGCCAAGUCAGCCGGUGGUUUCGAAGGGCUUUAUAAAAGCACAUACAGAGCUUGUCGUGGUAAAACAAGAAUAAUUGCAGUAAUGGAUUUUGAGCCAACCCAUUCACGGAUUGGUUUUCCUUGCUUUCAUGAACCACUGUAUGUAUCCAACUUUUCAAUCACGAUAAGAAGAGAAAGAGGACACAUAUGCCUCUCUCUCUGUCCCAAAAAUAAAUAAAAAACGUUGAAAAAAAAAAUUUAAAAAAAAGAAGAUCAUUUUGAAACUACGGUAAAAAUGAGGACAUAUCUUAUAGCCUACAUAGUUUGUGAUUUCAACUCUGUGAGUGGCACAACCUCGUCAGGGGUCAAGGUGUCUGUGUACACAUCCGCGGGCAAAUGGAGUAAAAAACAUUAUGCCUUGGAAGCAUCAUUAAAGCUCCUUGAUUUUUAUGAACAUUACUUUGGUAUCAACUAUCCACUCCCCAAACUGGAUCUAGUUGCCAUUCCUGACUUUGAAUCUGGAGCCAUGGAAAAUUGGGGCCUCAUCACGUAUCAAAAAACAUCACUGCUCUUUGAUCCCAAGACCUCUUCUACUUCUGAUAGACUGUGGGUCACCAAAGUCAUAGCCCAUGAACUAGCACACCAGUGGUUUGGCAACCUGGUUACAAUGAAAUGAUGGAAUGAUAUUUGGUUCAAUGAAGGUUUUGCAACAUACAUGGAACUCAUCUCACUUAAUGCUACAUAUCCAAAGCUAUAAUUUAAUGAUGCUUUUUUGGAUGUUUGUUUUGGAGUGAUUGAACAAGAUUCAUGAAAUUCAUCCUUUCCUAUCUCCAAUCAGGCAGAAACUCCUAUUUAAAUACAGGAAAUGUUUAAUGCAGUUUCCUAUGAGAAUGGAGCUUGUAUUUCAAAUAUUCUCAAGGAUCUCCUGAGUAAGGAGAAAUUCCAGGAAGGAAUUAUUCACUACUUAAAGAAGUUCAGUUAUGGAAAUGCCAAAAAUGAUGAUUUGUGGAGCAGUUUGUCAAAUAGUUGUUUAGGUAAUUUUACAUCUGGUGGAUUUUGUUAUUCUGGUUCCAAGAUGACAAGCUGCACACUUGCCUUUCUGGGGGAAGAUAUGGAGGUCAAGGAGAUGAUGACUACGUGGACUCUGCAGAGAGGAAUUCCCCUCAUUGUGAUUGGACAAAAAGGACGUUCACUCAGGCUCCAAUAGAUAGGUUUUCUGAGCAGGGUUUUCAAAGAUGACCCAGAAUGGAGGGCCCUACAGGAAAGGUAUCUUUGGCAUAUUCCAUUGACCUACUCCAAUUCCUCUAAUGCGAUUCAUGGACACAUUCUAAAAUCAAGGACAGAUACUCUGGAUUUAUCUGAAACUACCAGUUAGGUGAAAUUCAGUGUGGACUCAAAUGGCUACUACAUUGUUCACUAUGAGGGGCAUGGAUGGGACCAACUCAUGGAACCAUCUAAACUGCAUCAGAACCACACGCUUCGCAAACCUAAGGACAGAGUAGGUCUGAUUCAUGAUGCAUUUCAGCUGGUAAAUUUCAGCAAAAUUUCAUAUGAUUUCAUAGCAACCUAUACAUGUAUGCGUUGUCUAAAUUUAGCAAAAGGAACCCUACAGUUAUCAGUGGAAAACAAUCAGUGGAAAAACAAUAAUAAGAUUUGGCAUUACCUUCUUUGAUAUUUUAAGCCGGUGAUUGACAUGCAAAGCUGGAGCAAGGAGGGCUCAGUCUGGGACAGGUUGCUUGCCUUGACCAUCUUAAAACAGGCCUCUUACCUGAACCAUGCUUCCUGCAUCCAGAAGGCAACUGAACUCUUCUCUCAGUGGAUGGAAUUCAGUGGAAAAUUAAACAUUCUAACAGAUGUUUUAAAGAUCGUAUAUUCCGUGGGUGCUCAAACGGCAGUAGGAUGGAAUUACCUUUUAGAGCAAUAUGGAUUGUCACUUUCAGGUGCUGAAAAAACCAAAAUUCUGUGUGCAUUGUCAACCAGCAAACAUCAGGAAAAGUUAAUGAAAUAAGUGCACUAAUUUAAAUUAUUAAUUGAACUAAGAAUGGGUGGAAAGGUCAUCAAGACACAGGAGUUGGUGCCUCUUCCUCAUGCAAUCUCCAGAAAUCCAAAGGGACAGCAAUUAGCCUGGAAAUUUUUAAGAGAAAAUUGGGCCCAUCUCCUUGAAAAGUUUUGACUAGGCUCAUUUGCCAUGAGAGUGAUCAUCUCUGGAACAACAUUUCACUCCUCUUCCAAGGAGUUACAAGAGGUGAAACUGUUCUUUGAAUCUCUUAAGGCCCAAGGACCAUAUCUAGGUACUUUUCAAAUUAUUCUGGAAGCCAUAUCCAAAAAUAUCAAGUGGCUGAAGAAGAAUCUUCCCACUCCGAGGACUUGGUUACUGGUUAGUAUUUAAAUGAUCAAUAGGAAGAGCACAUCAGAUGUGGGCAUGAAGUCAGCAAAGCUCAGGUCAAAGUCCUGGAUAUUUUGUCUAAAACAGUAAGAAGCCUCAACAAAUCAACCAGCACAGAUGCCUGCUCUCAGCUGUUGUUUCUAGCUGACAGAUGUAUGAUUGAGGUAGGGGAAGGCCAGUUCAGUAGGCUAUUUAAAUGUAAACUUCCUGAAUAAUGGAGAUAUGUGGAGAUGGAGAUAUAGAUGUAUAGACAUAGCUGUAAUAGAUUAGCCGCACCACAGACUACCUACAUUGCCUUAAAUCAUGACAUUCUUUGCUUCUUUGAUGCUUUUUCUAAUCUUGUUAUGCAAACUGGAGUUUGCUCAGUUUUAUCUUCAAGGAAACAUAGUCAAUUCUUUUUUUAAAAUUUUUCAUUUGCAUUUCUUCAUCUCGUUGCCUUCUUCUUCCUUCAUCUCAGACUGAAUAGUUCAUUUGAUUUUUACUAUUCAUGGAAAAUCAGAAUCAAAUUAUGAAGUUUAAGGAUCAGGAACACAGAGAAUUUGUCAUCAGAUGUCAGAUUAUUAGAAACUAGAUGUCAGCGUUUAUCAGUGAAGCUGGGAGGGCUGCUUGACUUGAACCUCACACUCCUAAAGAACCUCAGAGACAGCCUUUUGAGGUCAUCUCCAUAGGCAAUAAAAUCUGCAGUCACAAAGGUGCAGGAGAGAAAAAUGAUGCCUCACUGCUUUAACCCAUACACUAAUGUAUUGUUAAUACAUCUUUGGAAAAUUGCAAAAUUAGACUGUACUGUGUAUAUUUCUGGUUAACUCAUGGUUUAAUGUAAAUAUUUCGAUGAAUCAUCAUAUUGUAUAACCCAGUUUUAGUGUUUCUUCAUAUUUUAAGAGAAACUCUUGAUCUCUGAAGUGCUUUUCUGGAUCCUUCUUUUAAUUGUGUU
Messenger RNA from Neofelis nebulosa (Clouded leopard), 3982 nucleotides. RefSeq names its product endoplasmic reticulum aminopeptidase 2 (gene ERAP2). Gene Ontology annotation, molecular function: metalloaminopeptidase activity; zinc ion binding; peptide binding. NCBI's taxonomy places the organism in Eukaryota, Metazoa, Chordata, Mammalia, Carnivora, Felidae. Gene Ontology annotation, biological process: proteolysis; peptide catabolic process. Gene Ontology annotation, cellular component: cytoplasm. The record is from RefSeq and is a predicted model, not a curated record.